AAAAUCACAUUUUUUAAAAGUAGGAGUAGCUUGUUGUUUUCCUGAAAGAGAAAAAAAAUGAAAGUACAUUGUAUCAUGUAUAAAGUAGAGAUACCAAUGCCACUGUUGACAGUUUGGAACAAGUUGCUACUCUCUGUCUCAGAUUGACAAUGUUGUCAUUGUCGUUCACUGGAGUGUUGAUGGUGGGGUUCGCCUGUAUGGCCUACACAGAGUGUGCCAAGGACUACACCUCUGCCAUAAAGAAAUCUAUCUUGUUCUUCGACACACAAAGGUCUGGCAAACUCCCAGCCGACAACCCCAUCUCAUGGAGGGGAGAUUCGGCCCUGAACGACUGUGUCACGGGUGGAUGGUAUGACGCUGGCGACCACGUGAAGUUCACGCUACCUAUGUCUGCAUCUACCACAGUAUUGUUGUGGUCACUGAACAGAUUUAAGGAUGCCUACAGCUCAAGCGGAACUUUGGACCAGAUGUAUGACAUGGUCAAAUGGCCCUUGGAUUACUUUCUCAAGGCUUGGGAUCCCACAGCAAAGACCUUAGUGGCCCAGGUGGGCGAUGGUAAUGCUGACCACGGCUGGUGGGGUCGACCUGAGGACAUGACCAUGGCCAGACCUUGUACCUAUAUCAGUGCCACUGAAAAGGGUAGCGAUAUUUCUGGUGGAGUAGCUGCCGCUCUAGCCGCUGGAGCCAUCGCUUUCAAAGACAAGGGAGACACUGCUUAUAGCAGCCAGUUACUCAGUGCAGCCGAAAGCUUGUACGCUUUUGCCAAAGCCAACAGAGGCAUCUUCAACGCCUCUCACGGCCUCUACGACUCCAACAGUGAGAAGGACGAGAUGUGUGAGGCAAGUCUGUGGCUUCACAAAGCCACUCAAAAGAGCAAUUACCUGGAUGACGCUAAGACGUACUUAGACAACUAUCCACCUUGGUCUUUUGACUGGGAAAACAAGCAAGCGGCGUGUCGACAAUUGCUGUAUGAGGAGACACAAAGCAGUGUUUAUAAAGACGCUGUGGUCGAAUACCUGACUACCUGGUUACCUGGAGGAACCUUGACCUACACGCCUUGUGGUCUAGCCUGGAGAAGCAAAUGGGGUUCCCUCAGAGAAGCUGCAAACAACGCAUUCAUUGCUCUUGUGGCCGCAGAGUCUGGAAUUGAGUCAGACAAAUACAGGAAGUGGGCUGUAGAACAGAUCAACUACAUCCUCGGGGACAACCCUCACGAUGGGGGAUGUUUCAGCUACCAAGUUGGCUACGGUACUAAGUACCCUCUACACCCCCACCACAGAGGCUCGUCUUGCCCGGACAGACCCGCCCCUUGUGAUUGGAACAACUUUAACAGCGCUGCGCCAAACCCGCAAGUUCUGGUGGGUGCCCUGGUGGGAGGCCCAGAUGAGAACGACAUCUACCAGGACAAAAGAGAUGACUACGUCACCAACGAGGUGGCCACUGACUAUAACGCAGGGUUCCAGGGAGCUCUAGCAGCCAUUAUCCACCUUCAGUCUAAAAACCUUCUGCCAGUAACCAAUAAUAAAUGCCCAUGCACUGCAGCCUAGACCACAAUUGGAAACAUCCUUAUUCCUCGUGCCAUAACAUUGUUGACAUAUUUUACAUGAACAUUUUAUUUCCAAAUAAACGUAAAUUUUCUCUGAAA
Biomphalaria glabrata is the source of this 1645-nucleotide messenger RNA. Its product is annotated as endoglucanase A-like. Lineage: Eukaryota; Metazoa; Mollusca; Gastropoda; Planorbidae. Gene Ontology annotation, biological process: carbohydrate metabolic process. Gene Ontology annotation, molecular function: hydrolase activity, hydrolyzing O-glycosyl compounds. The transcript is spliced from 8 exons. The record is from RefSeq and is a predicted model, not a curated record. Bases 150 to 1547 code for a protein of 465 amino acids.